Molecule: messenger RNA, 1581 nt
Organism: Paramecium sonneborni
Lineage: Eukaryota; Ciliophora; Oligohymenophorea; Peniculida; Parameciidae
Source: the annotation of a GenBank genome assembly
AUGAAAGGAGUCGUUGAAUAAUCAAAAUUAUCGAUUCGAAUUGAUUCUGUGAAAGUUCCAUCAUAUUUGAAAUUAAUUGAAGAAACUGAACAAAUUCAUUCAAAUAUUCUUAAAACUCUUUAAAUAAUCUAAAUCAAAGAUAUUUAAGUACAAUCAAAAGUUUGAUGUUUUAGGAUUUAUUUUAUAUACUUAAACCAACCUAACAACUUUAUAAUUGUGUCUGUGGUUUAUUAUGCUUUGUUGCUGGAGUCGAUAAAUCUAUUACAACUGACUAUUUAUUUCUAUAAUAGCGAGAUUGGGUAGUUAGUUAAAGUUAAUUCUGCAAAAAUUAUGAAUCCAUUAACUAAAUUUUAUGUAAUCUUUAAUAGAACUUGAUAAAAAAGAAGAUCAAUAUUUCUAAUAUUAAGGAGGCUUAAAAGUAUUAUACAGAAGAUUCAAAGUAUUAAAUUAAUACAAUUGCAGAUAAACUUGAAAGAAUUUUAACUUUUUCAAUAAAUUAUUAUAUUUCAUUCUAUAAGAUAAUAAAACUCAACUAAAAGUAUGAAUAAUAAUUGAAAACUCCUCAAGAAAAGAGUUAGGACGAAUUAAAGUCAUAUAUGUUAUCAAAAGUAAGCAAUAAUCUUUUAGACGAUGACUCAGAAGGGAAGUUUGAAGAAGAAACAUAAAUAUAAAAUGAAAAGGUCUAAUAAAAUUCAUCUACUCCUAAAGAUUAAGGGAUUCCCUUUUUAAUGUUAAGCAGAUUUAAAGAUUUUAGUUCAUAUUAGAAAGGAGUAUCAGAUCAUCAGAAAAUUGCUAAAAGUCCAAAGUUACCUAAUUAUUCAUCAUCAUCUAAAAAAUACUAUUAAAAAUCUAAAUCACCAUUAUAAAGUUCAAAUAAACAAAAGUAAGUUAAUAAUUUUAUGAAUGAAUACAUGAGUUUUUAAAAUUAGGUGAGUGUUAAAGAUUUCUAAACAUAACCUUAAGAACUGUUAAAUAGUUAAAGAAACAAUUAAAUUAUAUCUAAUAUCAAAAAUGUUCGAUAAAAAUCUUCUUAAUCUAAAUCUCCAGUAAUUGCUAUUUGUUAAAAUAAUGCAAUUAAGAAAAAAAAGAUUAUUUAAGACUUACCAAAUUUAAAUUAAAUAGUAGAAAAAAUACAAAAGAAAGAUCCAAAUAUUGAAAAAUAGUUAGUAGAAGAAUUAGAGAUAGUUUAGAAAGAGAUAAAAAAAUUAGAAUCCAAAAAAAAACAAUUAGAAUGGCAAGAUGAAAGAUAAGUUAUAAAUUUAUGUUAAUUUUUAGAGUAAGAAAAUUAGAGAGUUCUAUGAGUAAUAGUAUUAGAGUGAAAAGAUAGAAUAAAGCAAAAAGUUUUUAGAAAAUAAAUAACAAUUUAAAGAGGAACAAAAAUAGAAAUUAAAAAAUGAGAACAAAAAGCAUAUAAAGCAUAUAAAAAUAAAGAAUGAAGUUUAGGAUUUCUAAUAAUAAAGAAAUUGGAGUUUAUAUAAGGAAUUGGAGAGAAGUAUUAUGCAUAAAGAAACAUUAUAAAAAGAUGCUUAAUGGAUGGAAUAAUAUGUUUGUAUAAAAAAUUAAGGAAUUUAAAAAUAUUGA